GGAAACAAUCAAACGCACCAAUUCUAGAAACCGAAGAUUAAAGAAGAAAAAAAAAACUUAAAACAGAAAGUUAAUUUCUGUUUUCUUUUUUUAUAAAUUAAUUUCUUGACAAAAAUUUUUGAUUGGCUUUAUAUCUAUUAUGGGUAAUUGCCUACAAUGUUUCCAAUCAUCUGAUCAUACGGGCUCGGCGAUAGUUACGCAGGCUGCACAUUGCCAAACGACAAAUAUUGACAGUUGUGGUCGAGCCGCGGGAAGUGCAAUCGAUCGCAGUACAUAUAGUGAUCGUCCAGGAGAAACAGAUGAAUUGCUGUCUCCUAGUCCUUUAAUGGCCAACAACGGUGAUACUAAGCGAAGUAGUUUUAAGAAAUCGAUAGUUUUAUUAAACGGAAAUGCCAACAACUUAGGUGAUAUUAUAACAACUGUUCUUCCCCUUGCAGUAAAAGAAUCGCAUGAAGUCUCAGACAACACGCUUAAUCUAUUAUUCGAAGAGUACAAAGACCCCUACGAAGAUGCCAUACUCUCGGAUGGCAUUGAACGUCUCUGCAGAGACCUCUGCUAUCAACCAGAUGAAUUUCCAAUUUUAGUUUUAGCCUGGUGUUUGGAUGCAUCGCAAAUGUGUCGUUUUACAAAAAUGGAAUUCAUCGAAGGAUUACAUAAAAUGUCUGCCGACACAAUCGAUACAAUUCGCUUAAGACUGGAACAAACAAUUGAAUUGAUGAAAACCGAUUCGGAGAUGUUUAAACAAUUAUAUCGUUUUACAUUUCGUUUUGGUUUAGAACCGGAUCAUCGUAUACUGUCCCUAGACAUGGCAAUCAUAUUAUGGCGAUUAGUCUUCACACUGCACAAGCCCGAACUGCUCGAUCGCUGGUUGUAUUUUUUGGAACAGCAUCCCAACAUCCGAGGCAUCCCCAAAGAUACAUGGAAUAUGUUCCUUAAUUUCUCCGAACAAUGUGAUAUUAACAACUACGACGACACAGAGGCAUGGCCAAGUUUGUUUGAUGAUUUCGUUGAUUAUGAAAAAUCUCGACUGAGUGCGACUGCUGCCGCCAAUGCCGCCGCCGCCGCUGAUGACGACACAAGCAAUAAACCAGAGGACGACGACAAUGCCAAUAACAAUAAUGACUGCAGCCAUCGCAAAACAUCCAUCGAUGUUUCAUAGUAUUGUAAUUUAAAUGCAAACGCAAAUGAUUCUCAGUGCCGCCAUUUCUAACAUAAGUUGCAUCCCCAUAUUUUAUUUUGUUAACCAUUUUAUAAUAAUUCUACAAUCAAAAGUCGAUAGAUAGAUAGAGUUGUUGGAUAUUUAAGAUUUGUCAAAGUUUUCUCUUAGAUAUUCAUUCGUUCGGUAGGUAGGUCUUCUUUUUUAUUUUAGAAUGGAUCAUACGUAAUAUACAUAUAAUUUAAUUUAUAUCAUCAUGA
This is a messenger RNA of Episyrphus balteatus (marmalade hoverfly), 1416 nucleotides long. It is a transcript of the gene SCCRO3, whose product is annotated as DCN1-like protein 3. NCBI's taxonomy places the organism in Eukaryota, Metazoa, Arthropoda, Insecta, Diptera, Syrphidae. The record is from RefSeq and is a predicted model, not a curated record. The coding region runs from base 140 to 1159 and encodes 339 amino acids. The transcript is spliced from 4 exons. Gene Ontology annotation, biological process: positive regulation of ubiquitin-protein transferase activity; protein neddylation. Gene Ontology annotation, molecular function: ubiquitin conjugating enzyme binding; ubiquitin-like protein binding; cullin family protein binding. Gene Ontology annotation, cellular component: ubiquitin ligase complex.